Molecule: messenger RNA, 1479 nt
Organism: Fusarium falciforme
Lineage: Eukaryota; Fungi; Ascomycota; Sordariomycetes; Hypocreales; Nectriaceae
Exons: 2
Coding region: 1-1479 (492 amino acids)
Source: RefSeq, a predicted model, not a curated record
AUGCGUCAAAGGGUUAUCCUCCUGUUCAUACCGGCCUUGUGCUUCUUGCUGAUCGCAACGAGCCUCUAUCUGGGCCGCGAGCACCUCACUCGGCUAUCGAAUCUUUAUUUGCCAAUACAGCAUUCGACAGACUCGGCUGAAGCUCAAUCUUCAGAAUCAUCUUCGUCUUCAUACUCUACGACGACGACACGCCCAUAUUACAUCUCGAUUAUACCUGAUCCCCCAACCUCAACAUCAAUUUCUGUCGCGACCUCCACCUCAUCCACUUCAUCUUUCUCGACUCCCACACCGACCCUGGUCGCUACCAAGACAGGCUCUAACAACACAAUCGCGACACCUCUCUCUUCCGAACCCCCAAAAUCUUCCGUAAAAAAUGGAGCCAUCCUCUCCGCCAAGCGCAUAAGACCGUACAUCAACGCGAUUCUCGACCCCGCUUCCAAAGAGCUCCCGCGCCUCGAAUGUCCCGCCUUGGACACUGAGCGAUACGCCAGCCUUCUGAAGAAACAAGACGAGCGGGAUGACAAGCCGCACAUUGACUACUUCUUCACCCUUAAUUUGCGCAAUGUCGUAGACUUGCUCCCCCGCCUGUUGGGCAGUGUGGUGGAGGCUAUGCGCUUCCUCGGACCAGAGCGCUGCGCCUUGUCCAUCGUCGAGGGUAACUCGCCUGACGGCACAGCCGAUGUCCUUGUUGCACUGCGACCAUUCCUCGAGGAAAUUGGUGUCACCUACUUCUACAACAACUCGGCCAUCAAUCCCUCCAACGGCGCGCGCAUCCGAAAGCUGGCGCAGCUGCGCAACCUGGCCCUCCAGCCUCUCUUCAAGAAAAAGGCCCCAGUGUCCGAUGAGACGACGGUUCUCUUCAUCAACGAUGUCGCCGCUUGCACCGAAGACCUUCUCGAGCUUGCGUUUCAGCGCAAGAACCUCAACGCCGACAUGACGUGCGCCAUGGAUUGGACCUACGCAUCUGAUGAUCCUACCUUCUACGACGUAUGGGUCGCACGUGGGAUAGACGGCGACCUCUUUUUCAACAUCACCUCAGAGGGCAGAUGGGAUUUUGCGCAGAACCUCUUCUUUAGCGACCCCAAGACCAAGAGCCGCUACGAGGCCGCUCUCCCCUUCCAGGUUUUUGCCUGCUGGAACGGCGCGACCGUUUUCUCAGCUGCGCCGUUGCUCAACGGCCUGCGCUUCCGCGACUCGCGAAAGGACGAGUGCUUCCAGGGCGAACCGCAGCUCUUCUGCAAGGACCUGUGGUUCAAGGGCUACCGCAAGAUCGCCGCCAUCCCGAGCGUCAACCUCGAGUACUCGGACAAGAACGCCGGGAGGCUCAAGGAGCUCAAGGGCUAUACGAGCCAGGUGGUGGCAGAGGAGGACGAAGCGAGUGUUCGGAUCGAGUGGCAAUACGAGCCGCCCCAAAAGGUCAAGUGCAUGCCCGAGUUUCACAGGCAAAGCUGGCUGCCGUGGGAUGAGCACCUGCGUUAA